Molecule: messenger RNA, 1983 nt
Organism: Clonostachys rhizophaga
Lineage: Eukaryota; Fungi; Ascomycota; Sordariomycetes; Hypocreales; Bionectriaceae
Source: the annotation of a GenBank genome assembly
AUGGUACGACAUCUCUUUCUUUCGUCGUUCAUCGGGGUUGUAGUUGGAUCAUCGUGCUGGAGGGAUACCAAGUGUACAGGCCUUGAGGAAGCUGUGUUUCCUGGCCCAUGGGACGACUACAACUACGCUCCGUCCUCUAGGACCGUCCGCCCCAAAGAAUUCUUUUCGCUCAAUGACGCCUCCAACGUGACAGACUUUGGAAAAGCUACUACGAUCCCAUUGUCUAAUGAUCUGGAGGCCCUCGUAUUUGAUUUCGGCCUGGAAGUCGGCGGCAUCAUCACCGUGAAUUACACACUGGCAGGCACUGCAGGAGUUUCUCUUGGGAUCGCCUUUACUGAAGCCAAGGACUACAUUGGACGAAAGUCCGAUAAUUCAAAUGGCGGCCCGGGCGCUGAUGGCUCGCUCAGCUAUGCCAUCACCGAGGAAGGUCCAGGAACUUAUGUCCUGCCCGAUGCAAAGCUCCGUGGCGGAUUUCGCUACCUCUCCCUGUUCCUUGAUUCGAAUACAACGGCGAGCCUGAAUGUACACGACAUUAGCCUGGAGCUCGUAUUUCAGCCCACCUGGCCCAACUUGCGAGCGUAUCAUGGCUACUUUUAUUCAAACGACGACUUGUUGAACCGGAUUUGGUACAGCGGCGCGUACACUCUGCAGUCUAAUUGCGUUCCUGGAAACACGGGCCGCCAUCAAACGAACCUGACGGGUGGAUGGCAGAACGACGAAUAUAUCGGGCCCGGGGAUUCAGUUCUCCUGGAUGGCGCAAAGCGUGACCGCUGGGUCUGGAUUGGCGAUAUGGGAACGGCUGUCCCAAGCCAAUUUGUGAGCACGGGGGAGCUUGAUAGUGUCAAGAAUGCUCUUCUAGCCAUCUAUGCCUACCAGAAAAGCGACGGUCAACUUCCUAAAGCUGGACCUCCUCAUAAGUCGACAGAUAGUACCACGUACCAUCUCUGGGUACUUAUCGGAACAUAUAACUAUUAUUUGUACACUGGUGACGACUCCUUCCUCGAAGACAACUGGGAGAAAUACACUCGUGCCCUCUCCCACACGCUGGGCACAUUGACGGAGGACGGAAUUGUUAAUAUCACGGGGACGGCCGACUGGGGACGAUGGACCUACUCUGUGAAACGUGCUUCGGCAAGCAUGCUCCUUUACCGGGCAUUGACGACCUGCUCAUCGAUACUGACUUGGUAUCCUGGCCUCGAAGGCGACGCUUUCACUGCCGAAACUUGUCUUGAGCGAUCAAAAACACUCCGAGAGAACAUCCUCAAGGUCUUCUGGGACAACUCCAAAGGCGCCUUCAUGGACGAGCCCAACAAUAGAACAAUGUACCCCCAAGACGCCAACAGCAUGGCACUCGCCUUUGGCGUCGUCUCUCCGGGCCACGACGACAACAAGGCGGACCGCGUCUCAGACUACCUGGCCAGCAACCUGACCCCGAUCGGGCCAUCAUGCCCCGAGCUGCCAAACAACAUAUCGCCCUUCAUCUCGAGCAUCGAGCUGGAAGGCCACUUCAAAGUCGGGCGCCCCGACCGCUCCCUGGCGCUCAUGCGAUCCAUCUGGGGUUGGUACCUCGACCACCCCAACGGCACGGCGUCCACCACGCCAGAGGGCUACCUUCUGGACGGGACAUGGGGCUACCGGGGCGACCGCGGGUACCGCAAUGACCCGUCCUACGUCUCGCACGCGCACGGCUGGAGCAGCGGGCCGACGUCGACGCUGACCGAGUACAUGGUUGGGCUGACCAUCACCAGGCCGCUUGGCAAGACGUGGGAGUUCAGGCCAGCGACGUUCUCGGAGCUGUCGGAGGCGGAGGCUGGGUUCACCACGAGCCUUGGCAAGUUCUCCGCCGGGUUUAAGGUCGCGGGUGGGAGGUUGACGGUGCACUGGGAUGUACCGGAGGGGACGGAGGGGGUUGUUUCCCUGCCUGGAUUUCCGCCUGAGAGGAUGCAGGGUGGGAAGGGGACGAUGACGAAGAGCCUGUGGUGA